Molecule: messenger RNA, 1263 nt
Organism: Lotus japonicus
Lineage: Eukaryota; Viridiplantae; Streptophyta; Magnoliopsida; Fabales; Fabaceae
Exons: 5
Coding region: 1-1263 (420 amino acids)
Biological process (GO): DNA repair; telomere maintenance
Molecular function (GO): DNA helicase activity
Source: RefSeq, a predicted model, not a curated record
AUGAGACAGGAAGAUGAAAAUAACAUGGACAAACCAUUUGGCGGUAAGGUUGUAGUUCUUGGCGGUGACAUCAGACAAAUUCUUCCAGUCAUUCCAAAAGGUGGAAGGCAAGACAUUGUAUCUGCUACAAUAAAUUCUUCUGAUCUUUGGAAACACUGCAAAGUUUUAAAGCUCACUAGAAAUAUGAGAUUAAGCACAGCAGGUUCACCAGAGCUUGCAACAGAAAUAAAAGAAUUUGCUGACUGGAUUCUCAAAAUCGGAGAUGGUGAUUUCGAAUCAAAUGAGCGUGGUGAAUCAGAUAUUGAAAUUCCUGAAGAUCUUUUGAUACAGAAUAGUGAAAAUCCACUUCUUGACCUGGUUGAUUUUGCAUAUCCCAAUUUGGUGCAUAACAUGAAGACUGAAUUUUUUUUGGAGGAACGAUGCAUAUUGUGUCCUACAUUGGAAUGUGUUGAGAAGGUUAAUUAUUUUAUGCUUGAUUUACUACCAGGUAAUACAACGGAGUACUUAAGCUCAGAUAACACUUGCAAAUCUGACGAGGACACUAAACUUCAGUCAGAGUGGUUUACUACAGAAUUCUUAAAUGAUAUUACAAGCUCAGGAAUACCAAAUCACAAAAUAACAUUGAAGGAAGGUGCUCCGAUAAUGCUAUUGAGAAAUAUAGAUCAAGCAGCCGGUUUAUGCAAUGGGACGCGGCUAAUAGUGGCUGAUCUUGAAACAAAUGUUACAAAAGCCAUUGUAGUAACAGGAACCAACAUUGGAGAAGACACUUUCAUUUCAAGAAUGGACAUGGUUCCAUCUGACUCAGGGGAAUAUAAGCUAACUGCUGGGUUAAACUACACUAAAGUAAUGUUCAAUCCUGACAUUCCACAAGCAGUGUCCUAUAGAGGAAGAUUAUUUGAGUGUGACGCAGUUCAUACUCAAGUAAUGAACGUUGUGAUUGAAAGAUUAAAUGCUACUGAAGAAGAUGAGUUCUUGACGCUUUUCGCAAGCACAAGGAUUAAAAAUUUGAUUACUUGCAGAUCGGCAUUCAAGGACCCGAGGAUGAGCUUGAACGCAACAUUUAUCCCUGUUUUUCCUUCCACAAGUCCCCGUGUCAAUUGUUGGACUUUGAACCGGGCGAUGUCAACAAUCUUGGUUAUCCAUAUGACUAAGGAUAAAGGCUCCUCUAGAGAAGACUCUUUUGACUACGUAUGGACCUUCAUAAUUUGGGGUCCAUUUACCUCGGUGAUCCUUUUGAAUGAGCAAAAUCUUCUUAAGGACUAA